AUGUCAUCAGUUUCAAAUUUAUUUAUUGAUAAAGCGCAACAACCUAACCAGGAUAACCAUGGGGUUAUGGAUCUUGGAAAGAAUUGUCAGUAUUGUAAUCAGUUAGAUUUCUUACCAUUUGUAUGUGAAUUUUGUAACAAGACAUUUUGUUCAAAUCAUCGAACUAUAGAACAACAUAAUUGUAAAAAUAAAGAUAAAUUUUUUAAUCAACAUAACUCAUCGUCGUCAUCACGAUCACCAAGUCCAACAAGUGGAGUUUCUUCAAAAUCCUUAUUUCCUGAUCGUCAAGCAGAUAAAAAGAAAUUAGAAGCUAGUUUAAAUAAUAGUCAAAUUAAACCAACUACUAUUAAAGAAACUCAAUUUAGAGUUGGUGAUGUUGCUGGUACUAAUGCAUUUAAGAAAUUCCAAAAAUUCCUAUCCCUUCAAAAGAAUAAAAAGAAGACAAAGUCUGGGGAGAGUUCAACAAUUGGAAAGUUUUUUGGGAAAUCAAGUAGUAACAAAUAUGUUGAUAUUGCAAAUUUAAAGAAAAAUGCAAAAGGUGAUAAUAAGAUCAAAUUAGAAGAUAAGAUAUUCAUAUGGUGUGUUUAUAUUAAAAAUCCUGAUGAUGAUUCAAUUAAUAUUGAAAAGGAUAAAAAACCUGUAUUUAUAAAUAAAAAUUGGGUUGUUGGUAGAUCACUUGAUUCAAUUGCUGAUGUUUUACAUAUUCAAAAUAACAACAAUGUUACUAGUAAUUCACUGGAGAAACUUAAUAUAUUCAAAUUAGAACAAACCGUGAAAGAAGAUGGUGAACCCAAGUUAAUUACUACUUCAUUGAAAUCAUCUGUUUUUAAAACCGGUGAUACUAUUUAUUUAGUUAGAGGAACCAUAUAA
Molecule: messenger RNA, 870 nt
Organism: Candida tropicalis MYA-3404
Lineage: Eukaryota; Fungi; Ascomycota; Pichiomycetes; Serinales; Debaryomycetaceae
Exons: 1
Coding region: 1-870 (289 amino acids)
Cellular component (GO): cytoplasm
Molecular function (GO): zinc ion binding
Source: RefSeq, a predicted model, not a curated record